UUUUGUUUUAAUCGCACAAUACUGGAUCUUCAAUGAGUCGUGUUCUAUUUUUCACUCGGCAACCCGGCAUAUCUCUGCAGAUUUCACUCGGCCAACUUCGGUUAUUCCUCUACACCAAACCAUGUUUCCAAACAGAGUUAUCUUUCCGUGACCCGCAAAUUAUAUUUUUAACAAUGAGUUGAAUUCUAUUUUUCACUCGGCAAACUUCGACAGAUUCCGGAAAACCUCGGCAGAGCUAUAUAUAUAGAAACUAUAAUAUAGCCAAAGAAAUAUAUACUGACAGUAUAUAUUUCAAUGAUAUAACUCUACGACUUGAUCCUUGAUACAUUUUCCAAACUGAGUUAUCUUCUCGAGACAAUAGGCCUAUUGUAUGAUUUCCCUACCGAUCGCCGCCAUUUGGAACUACGACACUGCCGUCACUUGACGUGGUCUGAGUGAUAAGCAGUACAGCGAAGUUAAGAAUUCGGUGAACAACCUGCUCCGCCACAGGUUGUCAUUUUUAUAUCAAGUGCUUUUUUGGAAUUCCAGUCGGAAGACGAGCUAUAGGGCAUUGCACUUCGAUCGUUGGGGAGUUCACCUUAAUGCUGCAGGCAAUCGUCUUUUUGCCAAUUCGAUUCGUGCAGCAUUUAUGAUGGCUCUUUCCCUAUUCAACGAGUGAACUGUUCACUUGUUAUUAUUAAUUCUAUCGUUGUCCAUUUUCUUGGUGGGAGCAUUAUGGUUUAGUAAUGCACCACAAUGCACUACCGGUAGCCUUCAAAUCUUAAAGUUAAACCUUAGUAAAGUGACUCAGGUGUUUGACAUUUGUUUGAGAAUUCUCUGAGUUGUAAAGUUGGAAUUAGACCAGAUUUUUUGAUCGAUGGCAUGGUACAAGGAAAGAACGGAUCCUUUUUCACUGGCCGACUUAAUCUGGGUGGUGUGUUCCUAGCCAGAGCUAUCGGCAUCAACAAGAAAGAAAUCAAACUGUCAUGUUUCAAGAAGGCGGUGGAACUUUAUCGUACCCUUCCUGUCACUGAAAUUUUGAACCAGGAUGAUAUGACCCCAAAAGUUAUCAAGGAGAAACUGGAGAAUUUUAACUCGACCGUUGCUAAGAUGGAGAAAGAAACAAUUGCAGAGUUACCCCCACCAUCUAUUUUGAAACAGAUCCAAGAUAUUCUAACCAAUCCUAAAUAUGCUUCAACCAAUUCAAUCAGCAAAAUGGAGUUGGCGGCCCCUGUGGCUAAAUGUCGAGUCCGUUGUCGAUAUGAUGUAGAGAGUUGUAAAGCUGAAUCAGGGAAAGUUUAUCAUAAGGGCAUGUACUUUAUUGACAACAUACUACAAGGUGCAGGUGUUUCAGUUUCCAAAAAAACUGCUAAGUCAUUGUGUUAUAAUAUGGUGGUUGAACGACUGACCACCAUGAAUGUUGAACAUGGUAACAUCUUAGAUGGUGUCGAACAGUCUGUCAUAACAGAAGCAGAAGCACAGGUUCAGAGCACUUUGGUAAAGGCAGCACCAAAUCCUAGGGCAUUUGAUCUCCGUGAAAAGUUUGUCAAAAUGAACGAACUUAGCAGUGCCACGCAUCCUGCAUCCAUCAUUACUGUCUUGGGUGGAAUUUUCAACGAUGUAAAAUUGACGCCCAUUUGUCUGUACCGUCGUAGCAUGAACACAGAAAUAGAACCGAACAGAUGCCCAAGCAGACGCUUACUCUAAAGCCCGAGAGGUUUUGACGAACUGUGACCCCGAGUUCAUCCCCCCCCAACACAGUAAACUUCAACCACACGACCAAGCAGCAACAGAUGUUAUCGACUUUCGUGUCAAGGGCAACUGCAUUUUGGAAGAUAACUGUUCGAAUCUUCAUCGCUUACAAUGGACCCGAAAACCUAUAUCAACACUACCAGCCAAGGAUAUCGUUGUCUUUGAGGACGUCAGUUGGAUAGUAGAUCGUAAAGUUCAAGGUUUCUAUAUUUUACAACAUUCAUGUUUUGUCAACAAUAUGUUGUUGGAAUGGGAGUUUUUUGACAAUGAUGAUCGUGUAUUCAGAUGUCAGAUGAAGAUACAAAAGGAAGAUGUUGGAACCGAACCUGCAGUGUCUCUUAGUAAGAUAGGCUCUAGAAAUUUUGCAGCAGCUGAUAUCUUGUUUAAGCUCUAAGAAACACAACCAGUCAUAGAGAUUGAUAUUUGAUGACAGAAAUUCCUCAAAAAAUGAACCUGCACCAGAAUUCCACAUGUGUCUGCCUGGAAACAGCGAGUAUACAGAUCUCCAUGCUGAUCACUUACAGAACUUCCCUAAUGUGACCAAACAGAGAGUAGUGGAUUUCUUACAACUAAGUGACCAAAAGUUGAAUGAAAAAAUUGAACUUCUUUAUGCACAGAGGUAUCUAAGAUAUGUGCGUGUAGUCAUAAAUGAUGUAACAUAUAUAACUUCCAACGUUUGGGCAGAAAUGAAAAGAUCAACAAGCUACAAAGUGGACAUAAGUAUAGAUAGGAAUGCAGUGAUCCAGCAAACUCAGUGUGAAUGUGCAGUAGGACAAGGACCAUUGGCUCAUUGUUUUACAAAAAUUUCACAAAAGUAAGCCCAUGAAAGGUAGUCCAUUGAAAACAAGGAACCUGAGUGGAAUCAGAGGAAAUGUGAAGCCUGCUAUUUAUGAUCCAAGACCAGUGCAUAGGAAGAAUUCUUCAAAAAAUGAACAAAACUUGAGAAACGUGGUACUUAACUGGCAGGGAAAAUCAAAGUGGCCUGUGCUACAAAUGUAUGAAUCAGCCAACAUAAGAGCCUUAGCAGCUGACCAUGACUACAUGGAGCUGACAAUGGAGGAUCACUUUCUCAAGACUGAAAAGGUAUCCUGUAUUUCAAAGGCUGAAAUCUAUGAAAUUGAGCAGCAAACCAAAUACCAAAGUGCAUGUGACAGGUGGACAGCAGAAAGACGAAAACGAAUUACAUCUUCUAAUUUUGGAAAUAUAUGCAAGGCCACUAUAAAGAGAGACAUUGAUAUGCUACUGAGGGGUCUAUUACACCCAGUAAAUCUAAAAACUAAACAAACUAUGUAUGGGAGACAAUAUGAAAGUGUGGCAGUGGAGAGUUUUGAGACAUUGACAAACACUAAAACUAAGAGUUGUGGACUUUUUGUUAGUGAGACACACCCUAUGCUGGCUGCCUCACCAGAUAGAGUCAUUGACGAUGAAACUCUGGUAGAGGUAAAGUGCCCGUACUCAGCACGAAAUUAUUUAAUUUCUGAACAAACGGUUCCAUAUCUGACCAUAACUGAUGGGAAGUUAACCCUAAAAAAAACCCAUAACUAUUACUAUCAAAUACAAGGGCAGUUGUUUUGUGCGGGUAGGAGACAGUGCAAGUUUAUUGUUUUUACUUUGACAGACAUAAAAAUCAUAGACAUCUUUUAUGAUCAUGAAUUUGUUAUGGAAAUGUUGAAUAGACUCUCAAGUUUCUAUGAUUCACAUUUUAAGAAUGCCAUUUUGAAUAAAUAUUUAUUUAAUAAAUAAAAAUAUAUCAGAGUUAAUAUGUUUUAUUCUAUCCAAUGUUACAAGAUCAAUACACGUCAA
Molecule: messenger RNA, 3534 nt
Organism: Patella vulgata (common limpet)
Lineage: Eukaryota; Metazoa; Mollusca; Gastropoda; Patellidae
Exons: 8
Coding region: 2554-3474 (306 amino acids)
Source: RefSeq, a predicted model, not a curated record